CCCCCCAUAUCCCUUCCUUUGGGGGAAACUUCAAGCCUCAAGCCUUGUUUGCGCAACGGGAGGAGGAGGAGGAGGAGGGAGGACUUCAAAGGUUGCCAGGGUGGCCGUCCCUCCCGGGGAUUGCCAUGGCAACGGGGUGGAACAGGGCGGGGGCCCUGGGCUGGCUGGCCCGCUGGGGAGCCCCGGUUGCAAAAAGCUGGGCGGCGUCGGCGUCGGCGGGGACUUUGCGGGCUUUCGGAUCCUCCGCACCGGCCAUGGCGGCCCUCAAGAUUGGAGACAAGCUGCCCGCCGUGGAGGUCUAUGAGGGAGACCCUGGCACAAAAGUGAAUCUGGCGAGCCUCUUUAAAGGAAAGAAGGGCAUUCUGUUCGGGGUGCCCGGCGCGUUCACUCCGGGCUGCUCAAAAACCCACCUCCCAGGCUACGUGGAGAAAGCAGGACAGCUGAAAGGCAAAGGAGUGGAAAUCAUUGCUUGCUUGUCGGUCAACGAUGUCUUCGUCAUGAAUGAAUGGGGGAAGGCACACCAGGCUGAGGGAAAGGUCCGGAUGCUGGCUGAUCCAACAGGAGCGUUCGGAAAGGCCACCAACUUGUUGCUGGAUAAAGAACCGCUUCGGGAACUCUUUGGGACCAACCGGUCUAAACGGUUCUCCAUGGUGGUGGAAGAUGGGUUCGUGAAGUCUCUGAAUGUGGAAGAGGAUGGAACCGGUCUCACCUGUAGCUUGGCCAACAACAUUGUGUCUCAACUCUGAGCCACGGACGCGGGGCUCCCUUGUGGCUGUUGCCGAUCUCCUGAAGCCUGUCGGCGACAACUUUCCGAUCCCCCCCCACCUGACGGUUGCGGGCCAACAUCUCACGCAGCAUCUAAAAUGUAGCCUAAAUUGAUGUCCCGAGGGCAGGCGUGGUGGGAGAACUUUAUGUAGUUGCUUAAACCCCUUCCCUGUGCGCUCAGUUUGCUUAGAUACAAAUAGCUUGAAAUAAAACCGUAAUACCUGUU
Messenger RNA from Pogona vitticeps (central bearded dragon), 991 nucleotides. Lineage: Eukaryota; Metazoa; Chordata; Lepidosauria; Squamata; Agamidae. The record is from RefSeq and is a predicted model, not a curated record.